AGCAAGCCGGGAGGGCCGUGGUGUACUUUGCCUGCCUCAUGUACAUGUUCCUGGGGGUGUCCAUCAUCGCCGAUCGCUUCAUGGCCGCCAUCGAGGUCAUCACCUCUCAGGAGAAGGAGGUGACCAUCACCAAACCGAACGGGGAGACGUCGGUGACCACGGUGAGGAUCUGGAACGAGACCGUGUCCAACCUCACCCUCAUGGCCCUGGGCUCCUCUGCACCCGAGAUCUUGCUGUCCGUCAUCGAGGUGUGUGGGCACAACUUUGACGCCGGGGAGCUCGGUCCGGGCACCAUCGUGGGCAGCGCCGCCUUCAACAUGUUUGUGAUCAUCGGCAUCUGCGUGUGGGUCAUCCCCGACGGAGAGUCCCGGAAGAUCAAGCACCUCCGCGUCUUCUUCAUCACCGCCUUCUGGAGCAUCUUCGCCUACAUUUGGCUCUACCUCAUCCUGGCCGUCAUCUCCCCCGGAGUGGUAGAGGUGUGGGAGGCUCUGAUCACCCUCCUCUACUUCCCCGUGUGCGUCAUCUUGGCGUGGAUCGCCGACCGGCGACUACUCUUCUACAAGUACAUGCACAAGCGUUACCGCGCCGACAAGAGACACGGCAUCAUCGUGGAGACGGAGGGCGACCUGGCUCCCAAGGGGCUGGACGUGAUCAUGGAGGGCAAGUUCUCCGACAGCGGCUCGAGUCCCGUCAACUCCUCGAGCGUGACGGUGUCCGUGCAGACGGGGAGGGAGCUGGAGCAGAACCGAGAAGAGGUGGUGCGCCUGCUGAAGGACCUGAAGCAGAAGCAUCCGGACAAAGACCUGGAGCAGCUGAUCGAGAUGGCCAACUACACGGCCCUGGUGCACCAGAGGAAGAGCCGAGCCUUCUACCGCAUCCAGGCCACGCGCAUGAUGAUCGGCGCCGGCAACGUCCUCAAGAAGCACGCCGCCCGCCGCGCCGCCGCCGCCGCCGAGGGGGGGCCCCAGGAGGUCGACGACCGGGCCACGUGUGCCCACGUGUCGUUUGAGCGUGCUCAGUACCAGUGCACGGAGAACUGCGUGACGCUGAGCUUGGGAGUGGUCUGCGAGGGGGGGACCGGGCAGAACACGUUCUGCGUGGAUUACCGUACGGAGAACGGUUCCGCCAACGCCGGGGCCGACUUUGAGUUCAACGAGGGAACGCUGGUGUUCAAGCCCGGGGAGAGCCGCAAAGAAAUCAAGGUGGGCAUUUUGGAUGACGACGUCUUCGAAGAGGACGAGCACUUCUUUGUGCGUCUGCAGAACCUCCGGCUGGACGAGGGCGGCAGCGAGGUCGGGGUUGGAACGCCCCCGCGGGGCCGCUUGGUGGAGCCGCUGCUCGCCACGGUGACCAUCCUGGACGACGACCACGCGGGCAUCUUCACGUUCAGCCAGCGCGUUCUGCGCGUGAGCGAGAGCUCGGGCGUCGUCGUGGUGACGGUGGCGAGGAACUCUGGCUCGCGGGGCACCGUGGUGGUGCCGUACCACACCGAGGACGGCAGUGCCCGUGCCGCCGUUGACUACGAGGAGACCAAGGGAGAGCUGGAGUUCACCAACGAACAGACGAGUCAGACCCUCCAGGUGCGCAUUGUGAAUGUGGAGGAGUACGAGAAGCAGGAGCAUUUCUUCGUCGUUCUAGAAGAUCCCAAGUGGCUAAAGAGAGGAAUCUCAGCCCUACUGCUCAACCAGGGCAAACCCAGUCCAGAGGAGGAAGAGGCUAGGAAGAUCUCUGAGAUGGGCAAGCCCAUCCUGGGGGAACACAGCAGACUGGAGGUUAUCAUCGAGGAGUCCUAUGAGUUCAAGAACACAGUGGACAAGCUCCUGAGAGACACCAACCUGGCCUUGGUGGUUGGCACUCAUUCCUGGAGAGAGCAGUUCAUCGACGCCGUCACCGUCAGUGCAGGUGAUGGGGAUGAGGAGGGCCAAGAACAACGAACGCCCAACUGCUUUGACUACUUUAUUCACAUUGUGACAGUAUUCUGGAAGAUUCUUUUCGCCUGUGUUCCACCGACGGAGUAUUGGAACGGCUGGGCCUGCUUCAUAGUGUCCAUUUCCGCCAUUGGACUUCUGACAGCCGUCAUUGGGGACCUGGCCUCCCACUUUGGCUGCACUGUGGGACUGAGGGACACUGUCACAGCUGUGGUGUUUGUGGCUUUGGGCACCUCCAUCCCUGACACCUUUGCUAGUAAAGUUGCUGCCACUCAGGACCAGUACGCCGACGCGUCGGUGGGGAACGUGACAGGAAGCAACGCCGUUAACGUGUUUCUGGGAAUCGGAGUCGCCUGGUCCGUGGCGGCCAUAUACUGGGAGGUCAAAGGGGAAGUCUUCCGUGUGGAUCCCGGAUCUCUCGCUUUCUCCGUCACGCUGUUCACCAUCUUUGCCUUUAUCAGCAUGGGGGUGCUCAUGUUGCGACGGAGGCCAUCGGUAGGGGGCGAGCUGGGAGGACCGCGGAUCACCAAGGUGCUGACCACCAUGUUUUUUUUCAGCCUCUGGUUUCUCUAUAUCCUCUUUGCCAGUCUGGAGGCCUACUGCCAUGUAAAGGGCUUCUGAGAGACGAUUGUUGGACGAGGAUUUAUCGUGAAACACACGUGCACACGCAAGCAUGAACAGGCAUACAUUAUACUAGCAUGAUACAUAUCCCUCACUGAAGAAACCUCUUAAACACACAAGCACGCAAAUGUUCGCACACCAUCGACAACAUGUUACGAAAGAUAUCAUGUACUCAGCCGAGAGGUAAUACUUUUUCCUCUGUUGAUGAACGAGGAGACGAGAGGAACAAAAACAUGGGAACGGUUCAAAGAAAUGACAGAACAGCUCACCGAGACGACCAUGUGAACACCGAUCACGUGAACACAGUUCUCAGUAUCUGGGGUCUAAGUCUGCCCUGAAGAGGGCUUGGAUCACUUAGCUCAAGGUUAAGUAUUCUACAAGAUGUAAGUCACUGACUUAGAAUUUAGAUGGUACAUGACGACCUGGGAAUUUGAAAAUGUGUCUCCAUAUUUAAAAAGACCUCGCCUAAGGCUGGUUUGCUGGGGGUCGAAGUAUAAAUACUUUCGCACGAUGAUGGGACUGUUGCGUUCACCCAGAUGAACAUUGUGAACUACAGCCUCCUCUUUCACAAGGGCCCCUCCACAGCUUUUGUAUAAUAGUUUUUCCUUUGAAAUAAUUGUAUAUUUACAAUGUAAUGUGACAAGAGGCAUAGGUACUAUAAGCCUCACAUGUUAAACUUGAGCUCAAUACUGACACUUGUAACAUCAUUCCCAAAACCACUAUACAUGAUGAUGCAUGCAAAAUACUAAUGCAAUUCUUGAGAA
Messenger RNA from Hypomesus transpacificus, 3313 nucleotides. RefSeq names its product solute carrier family 8 member 2a (gene slc8a2a). Lineage: Eukaryota; Metazoa; Chordata; Actinopteri; Osmeriformes; Osmeridae. Bases 39 to 2549 code for a protein of 836 amino acids. Gene Ontology annotation, cellular component: axon; postsynapse; sarcolemma. The record is from RefSeq and is a predicted model, not a curated record. The transcript is spliced from 12 exons. Gene Ontology annotation, molecular function: calcium:sodium antiporter activity. Gene Ontology annotation, biological process: sodium ion transmembrane transport; calcium ion import across plasma membrane; cell communication.